Molecule: messenger RNA, 2454 nt
Organism: Linum tenue
Lineage: Eukaryota; Viridiplantae; Streptophyta; Magnoliopsida; Malpighiales; Linaceae
Source: the annotation of a GenBank genome assembly
CACCAAUAAUUCAGCCUUGAAUGAUUUGCCUCUUGGCUCCUACAAAUGAUAGAAGGGGCAGACAAAUUUGAGAAAAUAUCGGUGGGAUUGAUUUGAAAGCCAUGAUUUCAGCUCCAUUUGCACGAGACAAGACCUUUUUUAUCCUUUUCUUAUUCAGUAUUUUGUCACAUGGCCACCUACUGGGCCUCUCGAUGGGCCGGGCCUAAAAAAAGAUGAUCCGGCCCAUGACAACAUUAAGCCCAAACAGGAGCGUCUCGUUGUCAACAUUCAUUUUAGUGCCUGUCCAGCUCAUCACGAGACAACCUACGCCCACGCCGGUAAUUGGAGCUGACCGCGAAAUCUAUCUGACCAAUAUAAAACAGCAGCAGAUCCCAAUCCGUUCAUGGCAUUCACCGCGGUUAAUGAUUUCCACCCAAUCGACGGAGCACACGUGUCGCUCCGUUGCCCAAUUGGCUGCUUUGCUUCUCUUCCCGGCCAAACCCCAUCUCGAAAGUCAAAAAUCAAAACCCCAUCUCAGAGAAAUCAUUCCGUUUCCUUCCCUUCUUCCUCCAUUGUUGAGCUCCUGCCGCUGCUGCGCUCACUGAUUCCUCAGCAGAUCACUCCAUUGAGAAGUCUCCCGUAGCAGAAGGCUUAACAAUUUGUUUGAGGGGAAGGGAAUUCUAGGAUGGGAAAUGCCCUGCGAUUUCUCUACCACAAUUGCUGCAAACCGACAGCAGCAGGGGACUAUGAAUAUCCUCAUGCCGCCUCUGCACCUGCUGCGGGGGUUUCAGCCCUUGCCCACGAUUUGUUCCACUUCGAGAACACCUCCCAGGUUCCACAAAGAUUGGCUAAGCAUGUCGUCUCAUCGAAGAAAGCUCAAGCGAAUUGGUACAGAAAGCUAAUAGAAGCAUGGAGAGAAGCAAACCCGCCACCGAGGACACCUGAAGAAGCUGCAAGGCUUGUGAUCCAGACCCUGAAGAAACACCAAAAGGCAGAUGUUGAGGUAGUACACACAUACAACAAUAAUGAAGGUUUGUUGGCUUUCUAUGGCCUGCCACUUCCUCACACUCUCGUUGAAGUCCCCCAUGGACAUGGUGUCCCGGCAUCCUUGCCGGAAGGGGUGAAGUUUGAGCUGCACACACUACCAGUGGAUGGAAAGGCAGUACCAGAUGGAGACACCAUAACAGUCUAUGUAAGCACUACCAAUCCCAGGGAAUCAUCCUGCGUCCCAGGAGAUGUUAAAAUGGCAGCAGAUCAGAGAGCGAAAGCACGAGCAGUGAGGAACUAUGAUAAGGCUGAUGCACUGCACCAGAAGAUUAUUGAUUCUGGAUAUAGGGUUCUAAACAUUCAGAAUGAGGAGGUUCUUGCAAGAAAGUACCGAAUCCGACUAAGGGGAAUAGAUGCACCGGAGAGUUCAAUGCCAUACGGGAAAGAGGCGAAAGAGGAGCUGGUUAAGCAUGUUCAAGGCAAGUGUUUGAAAGUCCAUGUUUAUGAUGAAGAUCGAUAUGGUCGGUCUGUUGGAGACGUAUACUGCAACGGUUUGUUCAUGCAGGAAAUCAUGCUCAAGAAAGGUUUAGCAUGGCACUAUACUGCCUAUGACAAACGCUCCGAACUAGCAUCUUGGGAAAAGCAGGCUCGAGCGAAACGUGUUGGGUUAUGGGCUUCAAAGAAUCCUCAAGAGCCAUGGGAAUGGAGGAAAAACAAACGUGAAGGAAGAUGAAAGUGACUUCUUUCUGCAUUCAAACCAGACUGACUACCCAUGAAUCAAAAGGAUUACCAAAGAUCAAAGGCACUCGUCUGUAGCAGUUCCGGUUUUAUGUAUCUAUGUAUGAACCACCAUUUGUAAUGUUGAUUGUAUCUAGCUCAUUGUAAGCUAACAACUGAUUCUAUCCGCUAGGUAAAUGUAGCAGUUGCAGCAUGGAUCAGCACACAUUCAUGUUAAUAAAGAUAACAAGUUAUCCAAGAACCAAAAGUAUCCCACUUAGAAGCGCACAAUAUGACAAUGAGAAAUGCCCAAAAUCUGAUUAAGCUCACCUAUCCUGCUCAUGCUUUCAGAUAAUAAUGGUCAAUGUGCAGCUUCUUAUGAAUCGGAGUCACUUGCAUUGUAACCAGGGUGCUUAUCUCCCACUUUCUUAGCAGAAGAUCGAGUCUUUGAAGCCCUAUCAAUCCAAGCUCUCCCCUUCACCACAUCUUUGGGGACACCAUAGCCAGCGCAAUACAUCUGACCCACGAGCACUUGCAUCCCUAUGUCGCCGGCGUUGGCAUCCCUCAGCGUAUCCUCGAACCACCGCCUGACGCAAUCGGAGACCACCUCCGAUAGAGGAUGCCUCCGCCCUCCUCCGCCCUCUCCGGCGGCGGCGGGGUCCAUGUUUUUCUGCUUGUUUUUCAGUUUGGCCGGGUCGUGGUUCGCCCGACGGGUUCUUCUUGCCGCCACCGCCGGUUGAACAGAUUAUUCUUGUUGACCUAGUGCUGGUG